AAAGAGGUCGCCCCAAAAGGUCGAAGGUCAAGCAUCACAGCUGGUCAAAUGUGAAGAGAAUUAGACGUCUUGGACUACGCAUGCGCGAAUGAUGAACGACUUCCAGCCGCGCGCCGUCAAUAUGCUCAUACGAGCGCCUCAAUACAAACUGCGGUCAGAGACGGAGCUUUAGCGCCCUCAGCUGGUGAUUGGGCACGACACAAGUUGAUUUUCGUCCUGCGCUCUAUGAAUGCCGUGCACGGACGUUGGAAGGAAGUCGUCGUUUGCUCAUUUCGAGUGAUUUCCCUUUCUUUCAAUGUCUAAACCUGUGCUAAAAAUGUAGCAUAUUGAAAAAAAUGAUUGACCAGAUGAUAAGAAAUGGAGUUGCGCUUUAUCUGAAGAUGUCAAAAGAUGCCAUCAAAGCACUCCUUUUCUCCGAGAAGGGUGCAAAAGAGGCUUACAAGUCCGAAGUUGAGCAAUUUCAUAAUACUUUGUGAAUAAAUACAACCAAAUAAAAUGCCAUUUCUGGAGAAAUUUGCUCUCCUGUUUGGUCACAGUUUUGGGAUGUUCACUUUCUGUUCAUUUUGGGCUCAAUUCCUAUUGAUUUUGGGUGCAUUUCUGUUGAUUUGGGUUGCACUUCCUGUUCAUUUUGGGUCACAUCCUGUUGAUUUGGGGCAUUUCUGGGUCACUCUCCUUUUGCGAGCGGACGGCGUCCCGAAGGCUCGUCAACGCUCCUCCCGAUGUGGCAGCUGGAGAGCGAGAUGGAAGCGUGCCUGUCCGGCGGCGAAUCGUCUCGAUUGGCUCGCUUGCUUCUCGACGAAGGCUUGACCGAAGUCGCGCUUUCUCGACUGAACCUGCUGGUCCGCAAGCGCCUUAGCUCGACGGACUCCGGCCGAGUAGACGUGGUGUUGAAGUCCUUGGAUAUUCUGCUGGACGACAAACACGUGGCUCAGAACCUGUUGGCCUUGGCGAUCACGUACAAAGUCUUGUCGUGGUUCCGAACUCUGCGCGACCACUGGGUCUCCGGAUCUCAAGGAGGCUCGGCCCAGCAGCCGCUGACCGAAAGCUUCUACGACAUCCUGAUGAAGCUUAGCCGCUCGCAACCUCCAGGUUCCGAACUGGCCGUGAUCCUUCUGGAGCUUUUGCAAACGCUGCUGGAAAGUCGACUGAUCUUCACCGUCCGACUGGAGGCCACUAGAACAUUCAACAGCAUCCUGGAUUCCCUCGGCAGAGAUGAGAGGAAGCGCGUCCGAUCGGACGAGGCUCUUCAGGAGACCAUGUCAGAGGUGGCGGCCGCCAUUCACACGGUCGGAGACUACGAGCUGCAGGCGAGCUUAUUGGAGGCCCUGUGUCGUCUGACUCCCAGGAAGGAGCGAAUGGCGCGAGCCGCCGCCUGGUUCCCCCGCGGCGACUUGGCGGAAGCCUUCUGUCUGAUCGAAACCUGCAGCUUUGAGGUGGAUUGUCGGCGUUUCCUGAACUUCCUCAACCGCGGGCGCGAGGACCGGGAAAGGGUUUGGACCUUCCCGUGUGCCCGAGCCUUCUUGGAGAACAUUGAGCUCUUCCGCCCUAAAGAUGACAAACUAGACGAGUUCUGGGUGGACUUCAACUUGGGCUCGCAAUCCGUCACCUUUUUCGUCAACACCCCCGAGGGCUUCUUGUGGCAUUCCGUGCACCUUCUCAAGGAAGAGGUCGACCGGUACCGGCUGGAGCUCCGGCAGGACGAAGGAAACGGAUCUCGGGCGGUCCUCGGCGUCCUGUUGAAGGUUCCCGUCGUGCACCUGGACAGGAAAGGGCACAGAGUCGAGCUGCUCUUCCGCCCCGAACUGCUCGAAGAGCUGCGGACGGCGGCCGUCGGGGUCUUUGAGAAAGAGGCGGCCGACAAAGACCCGGGCGGGGAAGUCCCUCCCUCCGCGACCGGACCGCUUUGUGGUCACUACAGGAAGAAGCCGCGCGCUAAACUGAGAGUUCUUCCCCUGUCGCCGCCGAGCGGCCCCGACCACGACGACUCCAGGGUUUACAAGAUUUCGAGAAGCAGCCCAGAGAUCCUCUUCCAUCGAGUGGUUCAGUCGACACCCUUGAAAGACUCCGGCAUUCUUUUCGACGUGGAACCCGAGACCUUUCAGGUGGACAACAUUUCUCCGAUAACAAAGGAUGAUUCCAGUUUGAGCAGGAAGAGAGAUUCAGGCUCCCUGUCCUACCAAAGUGAUGAUCCAACAAAGCGAAGAGGUGGGCUUCGACCUGAGGGGGCGGAAUCGGCAGAUCCGCUUCCGAACUCUGUCGGAGACUCGCUGACGGCGGGGCCGCGUGCCGAUGAAAGGCCGCCCUCUGCGGAGGAGCGGCUCGCGACGGACGCUACUUCCGGCAUCAUGGACGCAUUUGACGACUGCAAAAGAAAGCUGGAGCAGUAUUACCAGGCCUGCCGGCAAAAGGUCCAAGCCCAGGUUCUCCUAGCGCCCCAAGAAUUUCAACAACACGUCAACUCUCUCUUCAGUGACAUCCAGCAAUACAGAUUGGCUCUGCUGAACAACUUUGAGACGUCUCUUUUGGCUCACCUGAAGUGUUUGGAGGAAACGUCCACGUAUUUGGACAGCGUGUACUCUCAAGUUACGAGUAUCUUCCAGUCCGAGAAGCGCCGCCUGUCUGAUUUUUACGAGCGGCACCGGCAGAGAUUGGGGUCCUCGGGAAGCGGCGAGGCGGAGCCCGCUUCCGGCCAAUGAAGAGUAACGCCAUUUGGACGCUUUGUUUGAUUUGAAUUUUUCCUUUGUUGUUUUGAAAAUAAAUGAAAGUAAGCAAGUG
Molecule: messenger RNA, 2775 nt
Organism: Corythoichthys intestinalis (scribbled pipefish)
Lineage: Eukaryota; Metazoa; Chordata; Actinopteri; Syngnathiformes; Syngnathidae
Gene: sycp2l
Product: synaptonemal complex protein 2-like
Exons: 25
Coding region: 720-2696 (658 amino acids)
Source: RefSeq, a predicted model, not a curated record